This is a messenger RNA of Cydia amplana, 2486 nucleotides long. RefSeq lists its product as uncharacterized. The transcript has 2 exons. Lineage: Eukaryota; Metazoa; Arthropoda; Insecta; Lepidoptera; Tortricidae. The record is from RefSeq and is a predicted model, not a curated record. Bases 329 to 2359 code for a protein of 676 amino acids.
AAUGAUUUAAAAUUGAGUGUUGAGGCGUGAGGCGGGCGGGCGGCCGGCCGGCGAUUUCGCGCAGGCGCGCCGCGUGCAGCCUCCGCUCUCACCCUCAUCUUCAGUGCAACCACACUUCCCUACCGCGCGCCCGCGACCUUACUCGCGCGACUCAUAUUACCUAUGCACUGAACUGCAACUUACGUCAUCUUACAGAAACAAUAGACAAUCACUAAUGACAAACAUGGCACCACAAUGCGAGAUAGACACCGCUAAACCUAUCAUAUGUUUUUGUUUUUAUGACCCCGUACUUGUUAAGUGGUGAAUCAUUUCUUGAUCUGGUGAGAGCAUGACGUCGCUUCAACCGACAUGUUUGGGAGGGAUACGCUUGCGGUGCCUAUUCGUGGUGGCCUUGGUGUUCGGCGUCACCUUCACGACGAUGUCGCUCUACCGCGAGCCCGAGUUCAUGUCCCUCGACGGCGAGCUGCUCCGCCCCGCCCACUACUACCAGCUCGACUCAGACAGCCGGUUCACCAUCAAUACCAACGGCUGCACGAUACCUGCGCUGCGCCCGUUCGACGACAACAUCAAGAAAUUUAUUGAACCCCCGAGGCGCUUAAAAAAAUGUCAGCAUAUGCACACUUCCCUCCUAGCUAACAACGCCACGCACAUAUGGAUCAACAAUAAUAACUUACACCACUAUAACUUGUCUAAAGAUUUCAAUAUUUCGUGCUGCUACAAGGCCUUCUACCGACCUAACGCGAUCGCGGACAUCACUUCGUACCACGUGGACGACCGCGUCAAGUACCACGAGUGUAUCGAGUUCUCUGAUGUAAUAGAAGCGCUCGAUGAAUUUGUUAGAGUAUCUUGUUAUGAUAACAUGGGUGAAAAGGAUUCCCUUAUAUUUGAGAAUUUUUUCAUAUUUGCGCCAAAGAAAGUCUUUAUUUCGGAUAAUAUAAACAACGUACAGAUUACGCAAAAUCAGUCAGCAUAUAACGUGAUCAUUUUAGGCAUUGAUUCAGUAUCGAGAUUGAAUUUCUACAGGACAAUGCCAAGGACAUUAGAGUUCCUUAGGAAUAAAAGAGCAAUUGAAUUAUUUGGCUAUAAUAAAAUUGGUGACAAUACUUUUCCAAACCUCGCCGCGAUGCUACUGGGUGUCAAAGACACGGAGUUAAAACGGAUGUGUUGGCCAAGUCCGAGACACACUUUCGACAACUGUCCGUUCGUUUGGGACUGGUACAAGGAGAAUGGGUUCUACACGGCGUUCGGCGAGGACAGCGCCUACCUCGGCACGUUCAACUUCGUACGGCACGGCUUCGCCGCCACGCCCACCGACUACUACCUGCACACCUUCAUACGCGAGGCCGAAAUGCACGUAGGGAAUAUCAAAGAUUUCAAUUCCUACAUAUGCAUGGGGAAUAAGUACGCAUAUAAGGUUUUAUUAGAUUAUGUCGAAAGCCUAACAAGAACUCUGCGGUCUUCUAAGUUAUUUGGAUUUUUUUGGGAAGUGACUAUGAGCCACGAUUUUUUAAACAACCCGAAGUCUAUGGAUAUUGAUUACGCAAACUUUUUAAAGAAGCUUGACGAAUCUAAAUAUUUAGAUGAUACUGUUAUUAUCAUGUUAAGUGACCAUGGUAUAAGAUGGGGUAAUUUCAGGUUAACGAAACAAGGUCGGCUGGAGGAACGUUUGCCGUUCGUGCAUAUCCUACUGCCUCCGUCGUUUCAAAGGCAUUAUAGUUUGGCAUAUAAUAAUAUAAAACUUAAUAGUAAGCAUCUGACAACACCAUUUGAUAUGUUUGCAACGAUAUCGGACUUAGCAAACCUACAGUCUAUUAGAAAUGAGAAAAUUUCGGCUAGAAAUAAACAGAAUUAUGCUGAUAACCGAAGUAUAAGCCUAUUCCUGCCUAUACCAAGAAAUCGGACGUGCAAGACGGCCGGAAUAGAUGACCACUGGUGUACGUGUCACAAAGACCGGUCGCUGUCUCUAGAAAGCGAUGAAGCGAAGGAAGCUGCACAGUUUGUAGUGACGCAUAUGAACGAGUUGCUAAUUGGACAUCCAGAAUGCGCGCGUCUGUCGCUGGCUAAAAUAGUGGACGUGCGAGAGAUGGAGGCGGGCACGCCGGCGAUGGACGAGGAGGGGUGGCGGGAGCUGUUGGUGCUGGUGCGGGCGGCGCCCGGCGGCGGCGUGUUCGAGGCCACGCUCCGGCGCGGCGUGCGCGGCCCCGGCGGCGCCGACACCACCCCCGAGUCCGCCGCCGCCGACUGGGCGCUCGCCGGCUCCGUGAGCAGACUCAACCUCUACGGCGACCAGAGCCGCUGCGUUAACAGUUACAUCCUAAAACUAUAUUGUUUUUGCUUGACUGAAACUGUUACGUCUUAGCAGACAAUGUAAGUGCUGUGAUAUUAUUUAGUAGAAUGCUACAUGUUCAUUCCAUACAACAUUAGAAAAAUGUUGUAUCCUAUAGAUAACAUAGGAAAUGAAAUAUGGCACCUAGGUACCUACAUAC